GGAUUUGCCGGAAAAAUGAGCAACAACAUAGGAAAAGAUGUCAUAAACUAUGAAGUAACAGAUCCCAGUGACAAUGCAUUAAAUCCCCAACCAGGUACUUUGAGAUAUGGAGCUACUAUGAUCAAAGGCAAAAAAUGGAUCACAUUCCAGAGGGACAUGAAAAUUAAACUCGAGAAACCAUUGCUCGUUAGUAGCUUCACUGCAAUUGAUGGAAGAGGUGCUAAUGUCCACAUAAAAGGUAACGCGUGCUUGAGAGUGUUCAAAGCAACCAAUGUUAUCAUACAUGGCCUUCGAAUCCACCACUGCAAGUCGCAGCCACCGACCACGGUUAUGGGUCCGAAUGGAAUAGUUUCACUAGGAGCGGUUGAUGGAGACGCAAUAAGGUUGGUUACUGCAUCAAAGGUUUGGAUAGACCACAAUACACUAUACGAGUGUGAGGAUGGUCUUCUCGACGUCACUCGUGGAUCAACUGAUGUCACCGUCUCCAACAACUGGUUCAGAAACCAGGACAAGGUAAUGCUUCUCGGUCAUGAUGAUGGCUUCUUUCGGGACAAGAACAUGAAGGUGACUGUAGUGUACAAUCAUUUUGGACCACUCUGCAAUCAAAGAAUGCCAAGGAUUCGCCAUGGAUAUGCACAUGUCGUAAACAACUUGUACAGGGAAUGGACACAGUAUGCAAUUGGGGGAAGCAUGAACCCUAGUGUUAAAAGCGAAGCCAACCUCUUCAUUGCACCAAAACAAAACAAAGAGAUCACUUGGAGGCAGGACAGUGUUAACAACUACUGGAAAUUUUACUCUAAAGGCGAUAUUUUUGAAAAUGGGGCUUCCUUCAUCCAAACAGGUCAAGGUGGAGCCCAGCCACACUAUAACAUGGAACAAAAUUUCCGAGUUGCUGACGCCAAAUCUGUCCGGUCAUUGACAAGGUCAUCAGGUGCUCUAACAUGCACCAAACAAUCUAGAUGCUAAGUCACAGGCUCAAGGAGAU
Molecule: messenger RNA, 985 nt
Organism: Rosa rugosa (rugosa rose)
Lineage: Eukaryota; Viridiplantae; Streptophyta; Magnoliopsida; Rosales; Rosaceae
Product: probable pectate lyase 16
Exons: 3
Coding region: 16-966 (316 amino acids)
Molecular function (GO): pectate lyase activity
Source: RefSeq, a predicted model, not a curated record